AUGGAUUUAUCUUACCUUGUACGUUUCUCUGUGUUUGAAGUAAGUUUCUUAGCAAGCAUUAAGCUUAAUGGCUCGUUGCUUCAACCAUUACAGGGAGCACAACCAUUCUUUGUGUUAGCUGGCCCCAAUUAUGGGUUGAAAUUGCUGAUACUGAUUGUUUAUAAGUGGUCUGAUACCGGUCUUGUAUUUGCAUUGGAUUUGAUAUUCACUCCAGCCGGUCUGGAUUUGCUGCAUCCUCUUCCACCACCUGAGAAAAGCAAGGAUGAUAUACUUAUUUUCUUCAAGCUUUAUGAUCCCGUGAAGGAAGAACUCAGGUACUUUCAACAAGUUCUUGCACUAGAGUAUUUACAUUCUUUAAAUAUCAUUCACCGAGACCUGAAACUAGACAACUUGAUAAUUGGUCCAGAUGGCCAUAUCAAGCUGUCAGAUUUUGGGCUAUCGAAGUUGAAAGUUGAAACACUUAAUUCCGUUGUUGUAGGUGCAACAGUUGAUUUGUGGUCUGUUGGCGUUAUUCUUUUUGAGCUGCUUUUAGGGAUACCACCUUUAAUGCAGAAUUUCCACAGAGAUAUACCAUGGCCAAUGAUCCCUGAGGAGAUGAGCUAUGAAGCAUAUGACUUGAUUAACAAGUUGCUAACAGAAAAUCCAGCUCAACGCCUUGGCGUGAUAGGGGCUGUACAGAAGGUUUGUUACUUUAUUUUGGGGUAUUUUUGGGCAAAACAAAGGGAAGAUGAGAUACAGGGAUUGGAAUUGAGAUUAAGGUUUCAUGAGGCUGCAGUAAAGAGGCUUGAGGGUGUGGACAAAGUGAGAGAAGUUGAAGGAAACCCUGAUUUUUCCAACAAGGAUGUCGGGUGA
Messenger RNA from Lactuca sativa (garden lettuce), 852 nucleotides. NCBI's taxonomy places the organism in Eukaryota, Viridiplantae, Streptophyta, Magnoliopsida, Asterales, Asteraceae. The record is from RefSeq and is a predicted model, not a curated record.